Molecule: messenger RNA, 492 nt
Organism: Geodia barretti
Lineage: Eukaryota; Metazoa; Porifera; Demospongiae; Tetractinellida; Geodiidae
Source: the annotation of a GenBank genome assembly
AUGAUCCGCGUGGAUCACGCCGGCGAGUACGGCGCCAAGCGGAUCUACGACGGCCAGCUCGCGGUGCUGGGCCGCAGCGGCGCCGCGCCCGCCAUCCGCGAAAUGGCCGAGGCGGAGCAGGCGCAUCUGGAUACCUUCGACACGCUGCUGGUCGAGCGCCGGGUGCGGCCGACCGCACUCUCCCCGGUCGUGGCACGUCGCAGGCUAUGCGCUGGGUGCGGCGAGCGCGCUGCUCGGCGAGCGGGCGGCGAUGGCGUGCACCGUCGCCGUCGAGGAGGUGAUCGAGCAGCACUACGCGGGCCAGGCCCAGGCGCCUCGGCGAGGACGAGGCCGAACUGCGCCAGACGCUUGAGGAGUUCGGCGCCGACGAGGCCCGGCACCGCGCAGACCGGCCUCGCCCACGGGGCGGAGCGGGCGCCCGGCUACGAGGCGCUCGGCGCCGCCGUCAAGCGCGGCACCCGGCUCGCGAUCUGGCUCUCCGAACGGAUUUAG